AUGCAGCCCCACCCUGUAUCCGUGGUGAAGCCAGCUCCACCAGCAGCAGCAGCAGCACCACCACCACCAGCAGCAGCACCACCACCACCACCACCACCACCACCACCACCACCACCACCACCACCGCCACCACCACCACCGCCACCGCCAGCAGCAGCGGCAUCGCCACCAAUACUAGCAGCAGCAGCAGCGCUAUCAGCGGCAGCAGCAGCGCAGGGCAAGGGGGGGAAGCCCCAGCGCCCCCGCUCCUCCCCUCCUCCCUGCUCCUCCCUUCUGCUUCACUCCCCUCCACUCGCCUCUCCUCCCCUCUCCUCUGCUCUUCUCCCCCUUCCACCCCUCUGUUCACCUCUCCUCUCUGCUCUCCACUGCUUCUAUCCUCCCCCCUCCCUUUCCCACUGCUUUCCGCCCCCUCUUGCUCCACCCCAUCUCCCCUCCUCUCAACCUUACCCACCUCGCUCUCCUUCUCUCCCACCCCUUCUCGCCCUUCUUCCCUCCCCAACCCUCCGAUUUUCUCACGCCGUAGCGCCCACCCUUCAACCCUCCCUCCCUCUCUACCCCCAUCCACGUCUUUCCCCCCAUCCCCGCCUGUCCUAG
Molecule: messenger RNA, 594 nt
Organism: Closterium sp. Yama58-4
Lineage: Eukaryota; Viridiplantae; Streptophyta; Zygnematophyceae; Desmidiales; Closteriaceae
Source: the annotation of a GenBank genome assembly